Drosophila hydei is the source of this 2066-nucleotide messenger RNA. Its product is annotated as organic cation transporter protein. Gene Ontology annotation, cellular component: membrane. The transcript is spliced from 3 exons. Lineage: Eukaryota; Metazoa; Arthropoda; Insecta; Diptera; Drosophilidae. Gene Ontology annotation, molecular function: transmembrane transporter activity. The coding region runs from base 253 to 1920 and encodes 555 amino acids. The record is from RefSeq and is a predicted model, not a curated record. Gene Ontology annotation, biological process: transmembrane transport.
CUUUUUGCCAGCACGGCGGCGCUUGCCAAUCUCCAGCGCACGUUACAAACGGCUUGGAGUCUCAGUCCCACCUCUCGUGGCUCUGAUAAUCCCAGUCCCUACUUGCAAAAAUUGUAUAGCAAACAAGUAUAAGCUACCAGAAGAUGCAAAUUGUUAUCACUUGAUAAGCAGUUGAAUCAAUAGGGAACGUAUUUCCCACCUGGAACAAUAAAAUACACAUGAAAAUAAAUUGAAAUAGUUAUCCAAUCAGAAAUGGCUGUGGAUUACGUUUUAGAGGAGCUAAUGGGCAAACUGGGCGAGUUCGGUAAAUAUCAAUUUGCCCAAUUUUUCCUGCAAGUGCUGUCCGCUCUCACAGCGGGCAUGCAUAUGCUGUCCUUGGUGACUGUUGCCUCUGUGCCCGAGCAUCGCUGCUUCAUUGCUGGCGUGGAUAACAGCACUUUAUCGCAGCUGCCCUGGAACUCCAGCGCCAUUCUUGAAGCCAUUCCAUUAAAGCCAUCUGGCGAGCUGGACUCGUGCCAUAUGUUCAAUGCGAGCGCUGGGGAUCAGAGCCAGAUACCCUGCGAGAAGUAUGUGUACGAUACAACGUAUUAUAAGACGUCGCGCACCAUAGACUGGGACUUCGUUUGCGAUCGUCGCUGGAUGGGCGCCAUCAUUCAGACGGUCUUCAUGUUGGGCACCUUCACGGGCGCAGUCACGUUGGGUGGCUUGGCUGACAAGGUCGGUCGCAAGACCGUCUUUUGCUGGUCAGCGCUGCUGCAGCUAUUUGUCGGUGUGGGCGUGGCCUUCAUCCCGGAAUACUUCUCGGUCAUGGUGGCGCGUUUUGUGCUGGGCAUAGUCGGCUCUGCUGGUGCCUAUAUAUGUGGCUUUGUACUGACCAUGGAGCUGGUGGGCGCUACCAAACGGACAGUUUGCGGCAUUACCUUUCAGGCUGUGUUUGCUGGUGGCAUAAUGCUCGUUGCCGGCUGGGGUGCCAUUAUCAAGGAUCGUCAAAUGCUUCAGGUGGUGUAUGGCUUGCACGGUUGCCUGUUUCUAGCUCAUUGGUGGCUGAUGGAUGAGUCACCGCGCUGGCUGUGGAUGCAGGGACGUGCAGCCGAGGCAGUGGAUAUUGUGGCCAAGGGACUGCGCAUCAAUGGCUCUGGCAUACCCAUCGACAAGGACUACUAUGUGCAGAAGGCCAAGCAACAGGCUGCUGUUGAGGAGAAGUCCAGUGCCGGUCUCGUCGAUCUCUUCCGCACGCCCAAUUUGCGGAUGAAGACGCUGAACGUGUGCCUCUGUUGGUUUGCCAACUCAAUCGUCUACUACGGCCUGUCGCUGAGCGCUGGCAAGCUCUAUGGCAAUCCCUAUCUCAUACUGUUCCUCAUGGGUCUGGUGGAGUUCCCCAGCUAUAUUACCAUUGUUUUUGUCUUGGAUCGUCUGGGACGUCGCUCCAUCACAUCCACUCUGAUGUUAAGUGGCGGCCUCUGCUGCAUUGUGGCCGCCUUCAUAGCCCAGGGCACCACUCUGUCCACAAGUGUGGUGAUGCUGGGCAAGCUGCUCAUCGCUGGAUCCUUUGCUGUCAUCUACAACUACUCGGCGGAGCUAUUUCCCACAGUGGUGCGCAACUCAGCCAUGGGAUUGGGAUCAAUGUGUGCCCGUCUCUCCGGAGCACUGACGCCCUUGAUUACUCUGCUCGGCGAUUCAUUUGAUCCCAAGAUUCCGGCUGUGCUGUUCGGUGUGGUUGCCUUAGUGUCAGGCUUCUGGGUUAUGUUCCUGCCGGAAACAAUGAACAAGCCCAUGCCAGAGUCCAUUGAGGAUGGCGAGAACUUUGGCAAGGGUGAUACCUGGUUCAGUCAAUGUGCUGGCCGCAAGCCGCGCCAGGAUAGUAUUUAUCCCGACGAUCCCGAGCAAAUGGUGCCGCUCAAAACCAUCGAAAGUAAAUAGAAAUGCCAAAGUUUUUUUUUGUUAAGCAUUCUCAUAAGACACGCCUACACAGCCACAACGACACCCACACUCACACGACCUUAGUUAAGCUUCAUCAUGUUAAUAAAGCGAGAAGUUCGCCUUAGUGAAUCUGUGGACCAAAGAUA